Molecule: messenger RNA, 2083 nt
Organism: Danio aesculapii
Lineage: Eukaryota; Metazoa; Chordata; Actinopteri; Cypriniformes; Danionidae
Gene: hsd17b3
Product: hydroxysteroid (17-beta) dehydrogenase 3
Exons: 11
Coding region: 92-1015 (307 amino acids)
Cellular component (GO): endoplasmic reticulum
Molecular function (GO): testosterone dehydrogenase (NADP+) activity
Source: RefSeq, a predicted model, not a curated record
GAUUAGAUGAGAGAAAAAGAGAGCCGUGGUAGUGAAAAGAGGGACUAAGAUAGCAGGAAGAGCUCUCUUUAAAAUCUUGAGAAAAACCGUCAUGACUCUCACUGAGAUUAUCUUCGUCUUGACCGGGACGUGUGCCAUCCUGGUUUUUGGAGGGAAAGUAGCUAGCCUCAUUAUGAUGCUCAUCACGAAGCUCUUCUGUCCUCUUCCUGAGGCUUUUUUUACCUCUCUGGGGAAAUGGGCAGUGAUCACUGGAGGCUCAGAUGGAAUAGGAAGAGCUUAUGCAGAAGAGCUUUCAAAACAAGGUAUGAGUGUGAUCAUCAUCAGCAGAAAUCAAGAGAAGCUUGACAGAGCUGCCAAGAAGAUCGAGCUCAAAACAGGAGGGAAAGUCAAAGUAAUAGCUGCUGACUUCACCAAAGAUGAUAUAUAUGGACACAUUACAGAAAAUAUCGAGGGAUUGGAUAUUGGUGUGUUAGUGAACAAUGUCGGGAUUCUGCCCAGCCAAAUACCCUGCAAGCUCCUUGAAACAUCUGACUUGGAAGAAAGAAUAUAUGACAUUAUCAACUGCAAUGUAAAGUCCAUGGUUAAGAUGUGCAGAAUUGUACUACCAGGAAUGCAGCAGAGAAGAAGAGGAGUCAUUCUGAAUGUGUCUUCCGGAAUAGCCAAAAUACCAUGUCCAAUUUACACCUUGUAUGCAGCAUCAAAGGUUUUUGUUGAGAGAUUUUCGCAAGGUCUUCAAGCUGAAUAUAUAUCCAAGGGUAUUAUUAUUCAGACGGUGGCUCCAUUUGGGGUUUCAACAGCAAUGACAGGACAUCAGAAGCCAGAUAUGGUCACAUUCACGGCUGAGGAGUUUGUGAGAAGCUCGCUGAAGUACCUGAAGACUGGUGACCAAACAUAUGGCAGCAUCACUCAUACUUUACUGGGCAGGAUUGUGCAGUCCAUUCCUACCUGGGUCCUGCAGAGUGAAGCAUUUCAGCAUCACUUUCAGGAAUAUGUGAAGAACAGGGACAGAAGAUGAGAGAUGUCAUUUUCCAACUUUAUACUGUAUAUAGUAUUGCACAUUUGAUACGUGUGUUUCUUUGCUUUAAUUAAAACAAAGCUGUGUGUAAAAAAGACGUAAGACUGGAAAAGAAAAAUGACAGGCCUCCAUUUUUCCAUGGUCCUUCAAAAUAUGCUACAUCAGUGUUGAUAAUGAAAUGCAAUCAUUAUUAAUGGUAAUCAUAUCAGCAGACUGGAGAUAGAUGAGUAGUACUGCCCUUGAUCACAUUAGCGGAAGGUCAGUUUCACAAAGGCCAAACCACAGAGUCAGACAUGUGACCUUGUUGUUGUUUUUAUUAUUUUUUUCUUUCAGAUUAGAUCGUGUUUAGUCUUAUGUAUUUUUAAACCAUGGUUGCGUUGGAAACAACAUCCACAAAACAUGUAUUUGGCGCCACACAGUGGUUAAAUCAUCUUUAAAAGGAAUAAUUUCAAGUCAUUACGCUGUAAAAAAAAGCUGGGUUCCACACAAUUGAUUUGUGUUGGGGCAACAUGAAAAAAACUAAGCUAAGUUAUUAGUUUUUUACAAAUUUAAGUUGAUUGAACAUAAAACAAUUGAGUAGUCCCCCCAAAACCACAAAAAUGUGUUGUUUCAGUUCAGUUUAAAUAAGUAGUUUGAACAAACAGCAAAGUGUAAGCCAGUAUUAUGACUUUUAUGUGAUUAAAUACUCUGUAGCCACUUGAGAAACAUGCACACCCUUUUUGUAUUGUUAAUCAUAUUAUCAAUGUAUAUACUAACAAAUCAUACAGAUCAGUUACAAGUAAAAAAAUGUAAAGGAAAAAAAAGAUUUGAAGGAUGACAUUAGAAGAUAAAAAAAAAAAAAAUUGCACAAUGAUAAAUAAUUUGGCACUUUUAAAACACAACAUUCAUUACAACAUGAUAAGGUUAAAUACUGGCGGUUCAUUCCACUGUGGUGACUCUUGAUUAAUAAAGGGCCUAAGGCCAAUGGGUGUAAUGUUGAAAUAUGGUAUCAGUAAUACAUUCUGUUGUUGGCUCAAAUCUAAAGACUUUAAUUUCUAUAGUCUUUGAGGACACAGAAUUAAAUAACUU